UAUGCUUGUGUGGGUGAGAAGAAGCCGGACGAUGUUGCUUGGUGUUGUUUCCGCCAGCCUUGAUCAGGCUUUAGUUUCACAGUAGUUGUGCCGCUACCUGUCUCUGAGGAUGUACGGCGAUGGAGAAGGCACCAUGUGGGACCGGGUUGGACGACCCCACCGGGACUGCAUGUGCUACCUCGGACCUCCUACCACUUUGAUGCCGAUCGGGAUGCGUAAGUCGCCCGACGUGAGCCCCAGAAGGCUUUCGGACAUCAGCCCACAGCUCAGACAGCUCAAGUACCUAGUGGUGGACGAGGCCAUCAAAGAGGACCUGAAGUCCUCCCGUUCAGUCGAGGACAUCAACAGUGCGUCCAUUGAGGAGCGAAUAUUGCGGAUCACCGGCUACUAUGGAUACCAGCCCUGGAGUACAAGCUACAAAAGAGAAGAUCGGACCAGGGAGAAUGUGGUGGGCACCACAGAUUCACAGUCGGCUGGAGCAGCUGGGACAGAGUCCGGCUCUAACAGAUGGAGGCUCCACUGUUGCAUCCGUGUAACAGCAGUACAGGUGCAGAAGGCCCUGUGGGGGGUUGCCAUGGUGAUGUGCGUGUGCUCGUCAUGGGCAGGCUCCACCCAGCUAGCCAAGCUGACCUUUAAGCAGUUUGAUGCGCCGUUCACCCUCACCUGGUUCGCCACCACCUGGAACUGCCUCUUCUUCCCUCUUUACUACGUUGGCCACCUGUGCAAGAGUCCAGAGAGGCAGACGCCGAGGCAGAGAUUCAGGGAGUGUAGCAGGUUUUUCGGGGAUGACGGGCUGACACCCAAGGUGUUUUUUACCAAGGUAGCUCCCUUUGGCCUGCUGUGGAUCCUCACCAACUACCUAUACCUGCAGGCUCUCAGGAAGAUCAACACAACAGACGUGUCAGCGCUGUUCUGUUGUAACAAAGCCUUCGUCUUCCUGCUGUCUUGGAUUGUACUCAGAGACCGCUUUAUGGGGGUCAGGAUAGUGGCUGCUAUCUUGGCCAUAGCAGGCAUCGUCAUGAUGACCUAUGCAGAUGGAUUCCACAGCCACUCAGUCAUCGGCAUUACUUUGGUUGUGGCCUCUGCGUCAAUGUCAGCGCUCUACAAGGUGCUCUUCAAGAUGGUCCUAGGGAGUGCCAAAUUUGGAGAAGCUGCACUUUUUCUGAGCAUUGUUGGAGGCGCCAACUUUGUUUUCAUCAGUUUUGUGCCAGUCAUACUGUAUUUUACACAUGUGGAGUACAUCAGCUCACCUGAAGACAUUCCCUGGGCUUACCUCUGUGGAGUUGCAGCCCUGAUAUUUGCUUUCAACGUCUUGGUGAACUUUGGCAUUGCGAUAACAUACCCAACGUUAAUUUCCCUCGGCAUCGUCCUAAGUGUCCCUGUAAAUGCCAUGGUGGACCUCUACACAUGUGAAAUCCGUUUCAACACAGUUCGCCUUAUUGCUGUGUUCAUCAUCUGCCUGGGUUUCCUUAUGCUGCUGUUACCUGAAGACUGGGACCAGUGCAUCAUCCAGCUCAGCACAAAGCUGCGUAAACAUGAUGAGCCAGCAGAGGGCAACAGCGAGUCAGGCGCCACCACAGGGCUCAACUGGAGAGGGAGAAGCAGGACCUCCAUGACAACAUUUGCACAUUAACUCCAUGAAAUGUGACAAUACAAACACACACAGACACAGGAAGGGAGGCAUAUUAACAAAUUUGAUCUGCGCGGUUCCUUGCCUUUUGUUUCAUGCAGCUCAUUGGGGGAAUUAAACCCACAAAAACUCUAAUUUGGACUGCCCUCUGAUCAGUAAUUCAACCAAGAGGAGACGUAUGAGGCUCAGGUGGUGUAGCACUCAUGUGACAUCUAUUCCCGCAGCUUGUAUAAGAUGGUUCAAGGACAUCAAAUCAGUUGAAAUCUUUCAUACCAAAAAAAGUGAUCAGGUAUAACUGAGUCAUGUAAUUUUGCAGUACCUUCUAAUAGUUCUAUUGACUUGUUACAUUCUGAGAUUUUUCAGUUAUGAAGAAAGAAAAAAAAAAAGGACAAACGUCUUCCAUGUCAGGCCUAACAUGUAAACAUGAAUGAAUCAAAGAAUGCCUGAGAACAAUUAGGAACAUUACAUUCUUCAGAUUUAAUGUUAACAAAAGAUAUUUGCCUUUGGUGCACUGUACAUAAUAUCUCACACCAUGGGAUGUUUUGGAGCUGCGGACCUGAUCGGCUCUUGAGGGGACCCGUCUGGAUGUCUGAGGACCAGCCUUAGCUUAUGAGGCAUUUUACAUUGUUCUGAGGUCAGGUUCCUUUUAACAACGCAGCUUGGCCUCCUGUGGUUAUGUGCUUUCCAUGGGAUAAACUCCCAUCUUUCACUGCUCACCCAUUAGUAAGGACCACCUGAUCAUGAAAUAUUUAAACCAGUGUCUCUAAAGCAUUUGGUUUCAGUGCAUGAGAUGGCCUAGAUAUGUAUUUUUAAUUCCUAAUUCUCAUAACUAAAGCUUCAGGUAUCCAAAUCAUAAAACGAGCUAAACGCUUACCUGCUAAAUGAAAACUUGGAAGUACCCCUUUAAUCACUAUGAACAUCAAUGAAAGCCUUCACAGCCUCCCUUUGAAUCCCUGUGAUAUUUAGCUUUCUACAUUCAUGUGCACUCAAACAGAUCUGUGGCAGUUCGGUGAAAUUCUUUUAUUUCUGCUGAAAACAACAGCUAGUAAACAACUGUCUCACUGUGGUGGAGACGGUUUGACACACGUCUCGCAUUUCUUCAGCCCAUCUCAAAGGAAAAAAAGAAAUAUGUCUUACUGUAUCUGUUUUUAUUUAUCACAUUUCUGAGGCAGGUUAACAACCAAGAUACCGAGAGCAGCACCUCGUAAAGCAACUGGUGUAAACUCUGCCUUGCUGUGAAUGUAUGAACAUCAACCACACAUGCUUACUGUUUCAUACAGUGCCACCACAGACUGCUGCAGAGAGAGACUCUUUAAUACUGUCCUUCUUGUACUCAUCGGAAUGAGUUGCUUUUAUUUAUUUUUUUUUUAUUUAUUUAUUUAUUUUUGGAAAGAAACUCUUGAUGCAUUGCAGAGGACUUUUUAUAUUUUUGCAUUUGUUUGCUGACUAACCUCAAGGAGGACAAUGAUUCACAUCCACAGACUGAGCAUGCAUAUACUGUAUAAGCAGAUACAGCUGGAAAGUCCACUUCACUGCCUUUUUUUCUCUUCUUUGCAAUAGAGUACAUUAGCACUGUUUCCCAUUGUCAUUCUCUAUGACAAUAAAUAAUAAUAUUGUAUUCCUCUGGAAUUAUUGCAAGACAUAAAUGUAAACCUUUGUAAGGAAUGACAAUUUUUACACUGAGAUGCAACAUAUGAUUAUCACAUUUGAGGAAGAACUAUUAGAGCGUUAAUGAAGGAUGGGUUUAUUCUAUUUACUGUGGGGUGUCUUCAAGUGUAAUCACAUGUACUAUAUAAAAAGAUUUCUUUUCAA
Molecule: messenger RNA, 3442 nt
Organism: Melanotaenia boesemani (Boeseman's rainbowfish)
Lineage: Eukaryota; Metazoa; Chordata; Actinopteri; Atheriniformes; Melanotaeniidae
Gene: slc35f3b
Product: solute carrier family 35 member F3b
Exons: 8
Coding region: 110-1633 (507 amino acids)
Biological process (GO): transmembrane transport
Cellular component (GO): membrane
Molecular function (GO): transmembrane transporter activity
Source: RefSeq, a predicted model, not a curated record